Molecule: messenger RNA, 2063 nt
Organism: Asterias rubens (European starfish)
Lineage: Eukaryota; Metazoa; Echinodermata; Asteroidea; Forcipulatida; Asteriidae
Product: coiled-coil domain-containing protein 25-like
Exons: 7
Coding region: 172-789 (205 amino acids)
Source: RefSeq, a predicted model, not a curated record
GUAGGAGAUGUGACCACUUUGCACUCUCUCGGAGAUCCCGACAUAUCGCGACACGCGACACGCUUGACCGACGAUACCUCUGACAUCGAACUGAACCUCUGUGACUGUGAGAUAUAUUGAAACGAAGGGCAGUGCGUGUUGUGUGUGUUGGGGUUUUUUAAGAAUCGCGAAAUGGUUUUCUACUUUAAAACUGAAGGUUAUGUCAUCUAUGUUGGACUGGACAAAUAUGAAAAUGAAGAAUUGUUGAAGUAUGGAUUCCCUGAAGACAUAUGGUUCCAUGUUGAUAAGCAUUCCUCAGCUCACGUGUACCUGAGACUACCAAAAGGUGAACACAUCCAAACAAUCCCAGCUACUGUAUUAGAGGAUUGUGCUCAGCUGGUAAAGGCUAACAGCAUUACAGGUAAUAAAACAAAUAACAUCAAUGUUGUAUACACACCAUGGAGCAACCUCAAGAAAACAGGGGACAUGGAUGUCGGCCAAGUAGGAUUCCACAAACACAGGGAGGUACUGAAUGUCAAAGUUGAUAAGAGAAUCAAUGAGAUAGUAAAUAGGCUGAACAAGACAAAAGAAGAAAGGAUGCCAGACCUACAGGCAGAGCGGGAAGAGAGGGACAGGGCAGAGCGAGAAGCAGCCAAGAAAGUCGCAAGAGAAAAGAAAGAGAAUGAAAGGGAGGAAGCCCAGAGGAGGCGGAAAGAAGCAGAGGAAAAGAGUUAUUCUUCCUUGAUGUCAACAGACAACAUGACAUCUAAUGCUGAUAUGGAUUCAGAUGCGUCGGAUGACUUUAUGUAGACAAUGUAGUCCCAUCUUAAAAAGAGCUUGAGAAAAGACUGACAAGAUGGUACUGUUUAGCUCUUCUCAAGAUCUUCAGACUUUCUCCCUUCACUGAUGUAUGAAGAACUAACAAAACAUACUGAUUAUGUUUUUGUGGUUUAGAAAAGAUACCAUAUUUAUCUAUGUUAAGAGAACUUUGGCCCACAAAGCUUGGAAAGAUGAUGUUUAUUGUCAGACUUUUGAUUGCAUGGUUUGGAAUGCCGACUGGAAUCUUCAAGGAAAUUUGCCCUUGCCUGGAAUGUCGGUCUCUGAAGGGUGUUGGAAAAUUAUCAUUAUUUUUAUAGAAAAUCAACUGCAUCAUUAUGUGAAUAUCCCAUUAACUAAAAUCUCUUCAUUCUACUCACUGGUUUCACUGUGACUCUUAUCAGUUGCUAUCAGUGAAGUAGUUGUAAUAUCCAUGGAACCCACUUCCCUAAAGCCAGUGAUCCUGACCCACAAGCCUACUGCUGUUGUCAAAUAUCAACCAAAAUGCUAAAAAGCAGAGAGAAAGUCCACUGUUUCUUAUUCGAUUACUCAUGAUAUAUUUGAUAGAUUUUUAUGAUUCAAAGUCGUUUUCUUAGUAACAUUUAACACUGUUGUCCAAUAUUUCACAUGAUAAUAAACAAGCACCUGUAAAACUUUGUAGAUAAAUUGUGUCAUUAAACUCUCAUGCAAUGACACCCUAAACCACAUGUCUACGCCUCAUAAACUUUUGAUCAGAUAAGAAAGAUCACGUUGAGAACUGCUUAUUUUCACGGUGAGUACCAACCCGAGUUUGUCUUAAAUAAACUUUGGUCUGCUUUUAAUGGGUGAUUCACGUAAGGAUAACCAAGUAGACUUGUUGCUAAAUGAAAAUCAUCAUGGAGAUACAUGUAUAUUCUUGUCUAAGCUGUCUUCAUACGUUUAGUUAUAUGAUUCUGGUAACACCUUCCGGAAAGGAAAGGGCAAGCUCCAAUUGAAUAAAACAAGCUAAAACUAAACAGUUUGAAGUUGAACUAAGAAAAGUUGAUUUGAGCGGGAUUUGAACCAAGGACCUGCAGAUUAGUGCGCCAGCACUCUACCAACCAAGCUGUCUAGUAGCUCUAUGUUAGGGUCUCCCUAUUUUAUCAAUAUCCUUGUUUAGGGGUGCCAGUCAGAAGCCAUACAACCUUUAAGCGCUGAAAUAAAGAGACCACCAGCAAAGGGCUAGAUAGCUCAGUUGGUAGAGCGCCAGCACGUUAAAGGCACUGUACACGUUUGGUAAUUGUCAAAGA